AUGCAGCAACCCAAGGUUGAUCUGCUUAAAUCUACUAAAUCCUCUGUAUCCACUGUAUUCAUGCAACAACUCAAGGUUGAUUUGACCAAGCCUACUAGAUCCUCUGUAUCCACUGUAUCCAUGCAACAACCCAAGGUUGAUCUGCCUAAAUCUACUAGAUCCUCUGUAUCCACUGUAUCCAUGCAACAACUCAAGGUUGAUUUGCCCAAGCCUACUAGAUCCUCUGUAUCCACUGUAUCCAUGCAACAACCCAAGGUUGAUCUGCCUAAAUCUACUAGAUCCUCUGUAUCCACUGUAUCCAUGCAACAACCCAAGGUUAAUUUACCCAAGCCUACUAGAUCCUCUGUAUCCACCGCAUCCAUGCAACAAUCCAAAGUUGACUUAUCCAAAUCUACUAAAUCCUCUGAAUCCGCUGCAUCCGUACAACUUAAAACUACUAGUUCUCUAGAUCCUUCAAAACCCAAAGUUUAUAAUAUUUCAAAUAUUCCAUCUAAAACCUUAUUACCUCAUGUUCUAAUAAAGUCCUCUGUCUCUGAUAUCCCAUUAUCUCUGCUAGUAGACUCAGGAUCAUCUGUAAGUCUAUUGAAACAUUCUUGCAUUAUGAAACAUCCCAAACUCACAAAAGACAUAAUUCAGUUAAAGGGUAUAGACCCAACUGAUAACCCUGUCUGCACUCAAGGUGAUACUUACCCUAUACCUCAAAUCACUGAAAUUUUAGAUCAACUUGGCGAUAGUAAAUACUUCUCUACUUUAGAUCUGUCAUCCGGUUUUCACCAAAUUCAAUUAAAUGAAGCAGAUAAAUCGAAAACUGCCUUCACAAUUCCUGAAGGACACUUCCAAUUCACAAGAAUGCCAUUUGGGCUCAAAAAUGCCCCUUCAACAUUCCAAAGAAUGAAUUCUGUACUGUCGGGCCUCCAAGGUAAACUAAAUUCAGCUGCUGAUGCCCUCUCUCGAUAUCCUGUCAAUCCUAUCUAUCCAAAAAAUCAUACCAACCUGAACCCUAAUAAUGAUGAAAUUCCUGACGAUGACCUACAAAACCUUCUAAUAUCUCCUUCCAGCCUAGAAGCCGAUCUAGCUGAUCCUGAAAUAAAUAACGAAUUACUAGAUUAUUUGAAUGAUAUGUUAGACAAUGAAUCUCCUGGAAAACAACCAGAACCACAACUUUCAUCAAAUCAAGAAAACCUCGAAAUCUUACCUUCUUCUGUCCAGUCUGCACCUGAAAGUCCUCCUCUAGUACCUGAAAACUUACUUUCUGAUCGAACUGCACCUGAAACUCCACCUUUAAUACCCGAAGAUUCACCUUCUUCUAACCAGACUACACCUGAAACUUCAUCUAUACAGUUCGGAUCAGAUGAAACCUAUAAUACUUUCCUAAAAGCAUCCAAAAAUGUACACGACACUCUUAUUAUAGAACAUAAUGAAAAUCUACUUAAAACCACACAAAACCUCAUUAUUAUACCUACCUCCAUAGACUUGGAUGAGUCUAUGCCUUACAUUCAGGAAAUCAUUAAUAGUUGUUCAGAACCCGAUCGGACAUAUUGGCCCAAGGUCAUCCGGAAUUUAUUCAUCAAAUCAACGUGA
Messenger RNA from Plodia interpunctella (Indianmeal moth), 1581 nucleotides. Its product is annotated as probable serine/threonine-protein kinase nek3. The transcript is spliced from 4 exons. Gene Ontology annotation, biological process: proteolysis. The record is from RefSeq and is a predicted model, not a curated record. NCBI's taxonomy places the organism in Eukaryota, Metazoa, Arthropoda, Insecta, Lepidoptera, Pyralidae. Gene Ontology annotation, molecular function: aspartic-type endopeptidase activity. Bases 1 to 1581 code for a protein of 526 amino acids.